Hibiscus syriacus is the source of this 1954-nucleotide messenger RNA. RefSeq names its product RNA polymerase sigma factor sigE, chloroplastic/mitochondrial-like. Gene Ontology annotation, molecular function: DNA-binding transcription factor activity. The transcript has 6 exons. Gene Ontology annotation, biological process: DNA-templated transcription initiation; regulation of DNA-templated transcription. NCBI's taxonomy places the organism in Eukaryota, Viridiplantae, Streptophyta, Magnoliopsida, Malvales, Malvaceae. Bases 193 to 1743 code for a protein of 516 amino acids. The record is from RefSeq and is a predicted model, not a curated record.
UCAUAAUUUACGUAUUUAAACGAUUCUUUAAAAACUCGAGAAUCUUUCAUCGUUGAGAAUUCUCUGCAGCUAAUUGGAAACUAGGAAACAAAGCGCCAUUUUCUCAAAUUCCCAGCGAUCCGAUUCGACUCAAUAACUCGCUUCUGCUCUGCUUGAACAGUUUUUGCUUAAAUUUUGUAAAGAGUAUUCGCCAUGGGAGUUGUUAGCAUUUCUAGUUCAGCUGCCCGAACUCCACUAGGACUAAGCACAAAGUUCUGUACUCAAAGAUGUACAUUGAGAAUGCCUUAUAUUUUAGCAUUUAAAGCAGAUAAAUCCAAUAAUACAACUCUAGUUACGCCUCAAGAACUUAAUCUUUCGCCGGUGGAAACCACUAAGGGGCACCCGAAGCGACGUGGGAAAGCUAAAAAGGCUUCAAAAACAGCAAACCGCGUCUUGGAUGAUGAAGGUUCUCCGUGCACUAUGGAUGUAGAUUACAAUGAAGCUGCUGCAAAACUCGAAAACCUUUAUAAGCUUAGCCCUUCAACUCGAACAUUUGAUGAAGUAGGGGAAAAAAGUGAGACAAAAGGACGUCAUCCGAGGAGAAAGAAAUCUAAAGAAAGUGAUGGGAAAUUAGAUGAUGCUAAUGAUAAGAUUGUCAUUAGGAACAGGACUAAGAAGACUAGAAGAUUGAAUCUUGAUAAAAGGGUUGAACUGAAAAGGAACAGAGAAGAAAAGCCAGUUGUUUCUGGUCAGAGGAAAAAGGGUAUUAUGAACGAAAGUGAGAAGAUCGAUAGGCUUGUCCGGGACUAUUCAGCUUCAACCGAUUUGGUCAGCUUGGACUGGAAAAAGAUGAAGAUACCUCCUGUUCUACCGUCCACUGAACAUACAUGGUUGUUUAAGCUAAUGCAACCAAUGAAGGCAUUGCUUGAGGCGAAAGAGAACUUGCAAAAGGAAUUGGGUAGAGAUCCUACUGAAGAUGAAUUAGCUGAGGCAACAAAUAUGAGUGCAGCUCAAGUGAGUAGACAUUUAGAGGUCGGUCGAGCUGCUAGAAAUAAGCUCAUUAAGCAUAAUCUCCGGCUUGUUUUGUUUGUGAUAAACAAAUAUUUUCAAGAUUUUGCAAAUGGUCCAAGAUUUCAAGACCUUUGUCAGGCAGGAGUCAAAGGACUUAUUACAGGCAUUGAUCGCUUUGAACCAAGAAGGAAAUUCCGGCUUUCGACUUAUGGUCUUUUUUGGAUUAGGCAUGCAAUUAUACGUUCUAUGACAGUAUCAAACUUCACCCGUGUCCCGUUUGGACUUGAAUCUGUUAGAGUAGAAAUCCAAAGAACCAGACUGAAAUUAUUGUUUGAACUUCAAAGAGAACCAACAGACGAUGAAGUAAUUGAAAAGGUUGGGAUCUCUCCUGAGAGGUACCAAGAAGUAAUGAGGGCCUCAAAAUCCGUUGGGUCUCUUCAUUCGAGGCAUUCGGUCACGCAAGAAGAGUUCAUUAGUGGAAUCACCGAUGUUGAUGGUGUUGGCGGUGAUCACCGGAAGCAACCUGCUCUUCUCAGGCUUGCGCUUGAUGAUGUGCUUGAUUCUCUGAAGCCGAAAGAGAGCCUGGUGAUGAGGCAGAGAUACGGGCUAGAUGGUAAAGGUGAUAGAACAUUAGGAGAAAUUGCUGGGAACUUAAAUAUUUCGAGAGAAAUGGUCCGAAAGCACGAAGUAAAGGCGCUGAUGAAGCUCAAGCAUCCAGCCCGAAUGGACUAUCUUCGCCGGUAUGUAGUCUGAAUUGUAUCGACAUUCUCGGCGGUCGUCUUUAUAACUCCCCCUAUAUGCUUAUAUUGGCCCAUGACAGUCGUGUCUGUAUACUAAUGAUGUUGUAUCAUAGUCACUUUAACUACAUCAAACAUAGAAUUCUUAUACGUGUAAUAUAAAAUUCAAAUACUCAAAGAUUGUAAAUCACCAAUUAUACAUCACAUGUAAUAGUUUUCUUCAGUCA